UGGGGCGGGGAAGUUCAGCUCCGCUCGUUCACCUGCGGCAACUGGGGAGGGGAAAAAAGGCGUGAGAAGAACUGGCUUGAGCUGUGGAACAGCCCGAGGAAGCAGGAGCUGCGCCGGCGAGGACGCUGCAGCGGAAGCCGUAAAGAGGAGGCGAAGAUUUCCAGGUAGUCGACGCCCGCCGCUAAUCUGCAUUGCUCGCAAUAACAACCAGCUUGGAGUAUUUUGUUUUUGAGGAAAGGCAAAGACACUCCAAGGAAUCAUUUCGACAUUUUAUUUGUUCUUUAAUAUUUGGCACACUGACCCUCACUUACACAGCUUGAGAGGGGAUAACGAAGCAGCAGCAGUGGGUUUUGUUGGAGGAGGCGAGGGGAAUCCUCCAUCUCUCCGGACUCUGCCGGGCUGUUCGGGAUGACUGGGUUUCCCGCGAUCCCUUCCAUCUGAGUUCAACUGUAGAGAAGGUGACUUCAAGGCACCACCAAAAUGGCAGGCUCCUCCAGGGAACACGUGUCUUAUGUACGGCGCCGGAACCCUCAGCUUCGCUAUACCUUGAGUCCUGAGAACUUGCAGAGCCUGGCUUCUCAGAGCACCAGAUCAGAGAACUUGAACUUCCACAGGGCAAACAGUGAUACUGAUUUGGUGACUUCAGACAGCCGGUCAAGUCUAACGGCUAGUAUGUAUGAGUACACACUUGGACAAGCACAGAAUCUAAUUAUCUACUGGGAUAUUAAAGAGGAAGUGGACCCCACUGACUGGAUUGGACUCUAUCACAUAGAUGAGAUCUCUCCAGGAAAUGUCUGGGACUCCAAAAAUCGGGGUGUAAAUGGAACUCAGAAAGGGCAAAUUGUGUGGCGGAUUGAGCCUGGUCCAUACUUUAUGGAGGCUGAAACUAAAAUCUGUUUUAAAUACUACCAUGGUGUAAGUGGAGCACUGCGAGCCACCACCCCAUGUAUUACAGUAAAAAACACAGCUACUAUGACUGGAGUGGAUGAAUUGGGAGAAGGUGGACUGAAUGACCAGAACAAUCGAAGACUUGUUAGAUUCACAUUGUCGGAUAUACGGGCUGUGGGGCUCAAGAAAGGGAUGUUUUUCAACCCUGAUCCAUAUCUAAAGAUGGCCAUUCAGCCUGGGAAGAAGAGCACUUUCCCCACUUUUGCUCAUCAUGGACAAGAGAAGCGAUCAACAAUAGUGGCAAACACAACAAACCCUAUUUGGCAAGGAGAGAAAUACCAUUUUGUGGCACUUCUCACAGAUGUUCUUGAAAUCGACGUUAAAGACAAGUUUGCCAAGAGUCGGCCUAUUAUAAAGCGCUUCCUGGGUAAACUAACCAUACCAGUACAGCGUCUGUUGGAGAGACAUGCUAUAGGGGACCAGACCGUAAGCUACAACCUGUGCAGGAGACUUCCAACUGAUCAUGUCAGCGGUCAGCUCCAAUUCCGGGUGGAGCUCACAUCAUCUACUCAUGAAGAUGCUUCCCCUGAAACUCUGGGCACUUACCUUGGAGCCAAUGGUGUAAAUGGAGAUUUGGGCAGUCCAUCCGAUGAUGAAGAUCUGCCAGAUCCAUCAGUUUCAGCAGCACAUCCUGGCCACAUGCAAGUUUUUGUGAAUGGAUCUCUCCAAAAAGAAAGUGCAGGCACGCACCUUCUAAGUGCAACCAGCGAAAUUGGACUUUUGGACAGUGCAUUUGCAGUACACAGUGAACCUUCAUUGCCAAGACAUUCAACCUUUCGCCAAGAAUCGUUGAACGAUUACCUCGAUACAGUCUGUGCCCAUGGAAGUAUUAAACCGAGCUUGGCGGAAGCUCACCUGCAUCAGAUUGGAGCCUCUCCCAAAUUAAGAAGCAGUUUCCCUACAGACACUAGAUUAAAUGCAAUGCUUCACAUCGACUCAGAUGAGGAAGACCAUGACGUUCGUCCGGAGUUAGCUUGUGAGUUUCACGUAGCAGAGGAGAGUGAUGAAAAUGGCAUACAAUUUAAGUGUGCGUCUGAAAGAAAUGAGCAUUUGGACACUCAGCAGUACACCAAUGGGGAUCAGCAUGGGUUUGGAAGGUCUUUUGACUCACAGAUCAAUCUAUCUGUAACUGAAGGGGCAUCAGCCUCGGGUGCAGUGCACCAACCAUUAUCAGACUCUCAGUGCAAAGAUUUUGAUGAGGCGGUGUGCAGCCUUUCUUCAACGGUACAGAUUGUUGGGGAGGAUGAGCAGGACAGUUGUGAGGGACAGAGCGGUGGUGACAUUACUGCUAGUACAUGUCAAGAAGAUCAAGAGCUUCCUCAGCCCGUAGCUGAUCAGACGAUCGAUGCUGCAGGCAGUGCAGAGAGAUCGCUCACACAAACAGAAUCAGUAGAUCGAACCUCAGAACCAUCCCAAGUGUCCUCGGAGAAUGAGCAAAGUGAUGCCACGCGUACAGAGAGUGUCAGUGAGGCCAGCACGAGGCCAGAAGGAGAGAGUGAUCUGGAAGGGGCUGACAGCUCGUGCAAUGGAAGUGGCUACACUACAAGAGUAUCUUCUUCCGUCGGAAGCGCCACGCGGUUUUCCUCCUUUGAGAGUGCCAGGUUCCCGGAAACCCCAGCAUUCUCCUCUCAGGAUGAGGAGGAUGCCACCUGCCCAGCUGACCUGACAGCUGACGCUGCUGUAGAAGUCCAAGAUUCUGAUGGGAGCACAAAUGUUCCGGCAACUGAAGAAACUAGUGAAAGCAACCAGGAGGCAACACAACAGGUGCAGGAGCCUGUUACAAUGGAUGCAUUACCUACAGCAUCUGAGGGCGAGGAAAUUUGGCAGAGGAGAAGUUUGCAGGUGGCAGCAUCUGCAGCCAAUGACCUGUCACAACAAGAAGAGGCCAAUGUACCUCCUGCCACAACUCCAGAGGAUGCAAGUGAAGCAGCAGCGGAGACUGAAGGGGGUGAUGUUCCAGAUUCUCCAUCAAGCAGUCACCAGCCUUUGAGGUCCCUACCCUCAGUGCGGCAAGAUGUGACACGUUAUCAGCGUAUUGAUGAACCGCUACCACCAAAUUGGGAAGCUCGCAUUGACAGCCACGGACGCAUUUUCUAUGUGGACCAUGUGAACAGGACAACCACUUGGCAAAGACCCACAACUCCUGCACGUCAGCAAAUGGUUCAACGUUCGAAUUCCAUCCAACAGAUGGAGCAGCUGAAUAGAAGAUAUCAGAGUAUUCGCCGGACAAUGACAAAUGAGAGGGCCGAGGACAUGGGCCAGGCCAGUUGUUGUGUUGAUGCGGGAGCAGGAGCUGAAAGCCAUUUUGCUCAUUUCAGUUCAGAUUUCAGGAGAGAACCUACAUUUUCUCACUCUGCGACCCGCACCAGGAUGAAUUUGCUUCUGCAGUCUCCUCCUGUCAAAUUUUUCACCAGCCCGGAAUUCUUCACAGUGCUCCAUUCCAAUCCUCGUGCCUAUCGAAUGUUUUCGACCAACACAUGCUUGAAACACAUGAUCACCAAAGUAAGGCGAGAUGCCCAUAACUUUGAGCGCUAUCAGCACAAUCGAGACCUGGUGGCAUUCCUGAACUUAUUUGCUAACAAACAGCUGGAGCUUCCGCGAGGCUGGGAGAUGAAGCAUGACCAUCAGGGGAAGCCCUUUUUUGUUGAUCACAAUUCUCGCAGCACUACUUUCAUAGAUCCAAGGCUUCCUCUUCAGACUGCCAGGCCCUCAAUUGCAUUAGUUCAUCGGCAACACUUACAAAGGCAGCGCAGCCACAGUGCUGGUGAGGUGGCAGAUGAUUCUCGCCAUCCAGGGCCCCCAGUGAUGCCCAGACCAUCCAGUACAUUUGGCACCAUCAGUCGAAACCACAGUCAGGACCUGGUGCCAGUUGCUUACAAUGAUAAAAUUGUAGCAUUUCUGCGUCAACCAAACAUCUUUGAAAUUCUUCAAGAGCGCCAACCAGACCUUAUCAGGAAUCACUCACUCAGGGACAAGAUACAGUUCAUCAGAAGCGAGGGGACGAGUGGACUUGGGCGAUUAUCCAGUGAUGCAGAUCUUGUUAUGCUGUUAAGCUUGUUUGAAGAUGAGAUUAUGUCCUAUGUGCCACCUCAUGCCUUACUUCACCCCAGUUAUUGCCAGUCUCCACGGGGAUCCCCUGCAUCAUCACCUCAGAAUUCCCCAGGUACCCAACGAGCUAAUGCCCGAGCUCCAGCUCCUUACAAGAGGGACUUUGAAGCUAAGCUCAGAAACUUCUACAGAAAGCUUGAAACAAAGGGCUACGGACAAGGACCGGGGAAAUUAAAGUUGAUCAUCAGAAGGGAUCACUUGCUUGAAGAUGCAUUCAAUCAAAUUAUGGGCUGUUCCAGGAAAGAUCUUCAAAGAAAUAAACUCUAUGUUACAUUUGUUGGGGAGGAAGGGCUGGAUUACAGUGGCCCCUCUCGGGAGUUCUUUUUUCUUGUUUCCAGAGAACUCUUCAAUCCAUAUUAUGGCUUGUUUGAAUAUUCUGCUAAUGACACCUACACUGUGCAAAUCAGCCCAAUGUCUGCUUUUGUAGACAAUCAUCAUGAAUGGUUUAGGUUCAGUGGUCGAAUCCUUGGCCUUGCUCUUAUCCAUCAGUACCUGCUUGACGCCUUUUUCACCAGACCAUUUUACAAAGGUCUUCUUAGAAUAUCUUGUGAUCUUAGUGAUCUGGAAUAUUUGGAUGAAGAAUUUCACCAGAGUCUUCAGUGGAUGAAAGAUAAUGAUAUCAGUGAUAUCUUAGACUUAACAUUUACUGUGAAUGAAGAAGUCUUUGGUCAGAUUACAGAGAGAGAACUGAAACCAGGUGGAGCAAACAUUCCUGUUGUAGAAAAAAAUAAGAAGGAAUACAUUGAAAAGAUGGUAAAAUGGCGUAUUGAGAGAGGUGUUGUGCAACAAACAGAGAGUUUAGUCCGAGGCUUCUAUGAGGUGGUGGAUGCUCGGCUUGUGUCUGUGUUUGAUGCAAGGGAGUUAGAAUUAGUGAUCGCAGGUACUGCAGAAAUUGAUUUAAGUGAUUGGAGAAACAAUACGGAGUACAGGGGAGGAUACCAUGAUAACCACAUUGUGAUCAGAUGGUUUUGGGCUGCAGUGGAAAGAUUUAACAAUGAGCAAAGACUAAGACUACUGCAGUUUGUCACAGGUACAUCAAGUAUACCCUAUGAAGGUUUUGCAUCACUACGUGGCAGCAACGGACCACGGAGAUUUUGUAUUGAAAAGUGGGGCAAAAUCACUUCACUUCCAAGGGCUCAUACCUGUUUCAAUCGGUUAGAUCUCCCUCCAUACCCAUCCUUCUCAAUGUUGUACGAAAAGAUGUUGACAGCUGUGGAAGAGACGAGCACUUUUGGACUGGAGUAACAAGAUGUUUUGAAAUAUAAGCACACUUCCUUGACUUCUCUCACGGACCUCCUUGAAAUGAAGGAAGUGAUUGAAUUUGCAGACUCACUUUAGAUUUGGAUUAACAAAGAAUUGAUUUUAGCUUUACUAGACCUAGUGAAGAGAGAGCCUACGUUAUAGAAGAUGAAGAUUAUUGAAUCCAGAUAAUUAUGGUACACAUUCUCCUGAAUUAUUGUGUCUUUUCUGAAAAGUAAAGGGAUGAAACUCUUACAUACAGUAUCUUACUACUACUACUGCUGUUGAGUAUAAAGUGACUAUUUUUUGUGAAGAAAAGCACUUAAAUGACAAAGACUUCUAUAGAAGUGAGUCAAUGCUUCUCUGAAUAACUGAUAAUCCUUUGAAAGUGAAUGAUUUUUUAUGCGAUUUAUUUCAAUCUCUGUUUUGAAGUGGUUUGUUUUUUUUAAACUGCGAUAUGCCUAUACCAUCCAAAUAAAACAAUGUACUUGUUAAUAAAAUACUUGUCUUCAUAUAACUGUUAUUGCAUGGUAUACAAUUGAAAAAUAUGGAAAAUACAAUUCUAGCUCCAUUGUCAGUCUGGCAUACUAAACCCAUCAUUUAUGAAAUUUAGUUUUAUUUAAUCUUUUAAUAGAUUCUGUACAAGUGUUGUAUGAUCUUUUAAUUAUCAAAACUGGACAUCAGGGAGAUGUCUGGCAGUACACACUGUCUGCUUAUUCUAAUCAAAGUUGUUUAGUUGAACUGCUCCAGGGAAUUUGGAAAACCUGAUUUUUUUUUAUUUAUACAUAAAAGUUUUCAAAAACAAGAUUUAAAAAAAAAUAAUUGCACUGGACAUACCAAAGUAAGAAAGAAUAAAUUAUUCUGUUCACAUAAGUUGGGUGCAUGGUAAUAAUAUGCAGAAUUAUCAAAGCAAAUUUUCAGAUAUCUUAUUGUAUUGUGAGGACUGUAUACACAAACGUAUUAGCUUUCAAAAACAUCUUCUCCCUUCCAACGUAAAAUAAUUUCACAGUAGUAGAUCAGGAAUCUGUUCUAUGUAAAAUAACAACAUUUUAUAAAUGGAAUUCAAGCUACUAUAAAACAGAGUAUUUAAAAGUAUAUAAGUGAGGAUAGUUUGUUUUACAUGAAGAGACUUACGUAUUAUAUGGUACGCCAUUAACAAUGAACUUGCAUGAUUACUUAAUUAUAGACCUCAAGUGAAACUUUACUGAUGCAAAAAUACUCUGUUUUCUGGUACUUAAUGUGUACGUAAAACUUCCACGUCUUUGUCAUUAUUAGUAUCUGGAAAUAAUGCAUGCAAUUAACGUGCUGCAUCAGAUCAACAGUGCUCAAGUUGAUUCAAAAAUAAAUUAUUUAACCUUCAGCAGCUCAGUCUAUAUGCAUUAUACUGAUGUGAGGAAGAAUUGGUUUCAGCCUAAAAGAAUAUAAAAAAAUUGUUUUAAAAUUUACAUUGUCGCAUUGUGUGAAAACAAACUUGACUAAAUUCAAUUCCUGCUGUCUUUGGAUCUGAAAUUUGGAUCCCUGAAUUGAUAUUGCUCCAUAUUAUUGCACAUAGUAUUGCAAUGGACCAUUAGUAGCAAUGGUGAAGCAGUUCAAAUUUUAAUUUCAGUGAUGCAUCUUUUAAGAAUUCCUUGCCAAUAUAUAAAACUCAGUAAUUGUUUUUCUUAUCCACUAAGCUAUUCACUGACACUGGUGGAGACAAUGGGGGUGGUGCUGAAAUAUUACAUAAUAAAAUCAUUAAAAGACUUCGUGGAAACCAUUUUUUCAAGAAAGUACCGCAUUUCACUCUGGACACAGCAUUAGGACUGACAUUUCUGGUACUCAUUCACCAGUUUUAUAUGGUGUCGAAUAUUAUAUUUUGUUUGUUAUUUCAGUUCCUAUGUGCUAUAGUCAUAUACAACCAAUGGAAAUAAUGUCAGUCACAUUUUCAAGAUCACAAAUCUCACAUUUUAAAUCAGUUUAUUGGAAUUAUGCAGAAAUUUGUACACAGUUGCUCUUUGAAUAUACUGAAAAUACUUACUGUUGUCAACUAUGAUUUAAUGAAAAUGUUUUUAAUGUACCAAAAUAUGAAUUACUUUGCUUUAUUUUCAUAAUGUAUAUAUAUUUUAUUUGAAACCAUGCUGUCUCAUUUAAGAUUAAUUGAAAAUAAAAAUUCCUAGAA
Messenger RNA from Mobula hypostoma (lesser devil ray), 7453 nucleotides. It is a transcript of the gene hecw2b, whose product is annotated as HECT, C2 and WW domain containing E3 ubiquitin protein ligase 2b. Gene Ontology annotation, cellular component: cytoplasm. Gene Ontology annotation, molecular function: ubiquitin protein ligase activity; protein binding. The record is from RefSeq and is a predicted model, not a curated record. The coding region runs from base 481 to 5301 and encodes 1606 amino acids. Gene Ontology annotation, biological process: protein polyubiquitination; regulation of dendrite morphogenesis. The transcript has 29 exons. NCBI's taxonomy places the organism in Eukaryota, Metazoa, Chordata, Chondrichthyes, Myliobatiformes, Myliobatidae.